Molecule: messenger RNA, 5277 nt
Organism: Scophthalmus maximus (turbot)
Lineage: Eukaryota; Metazoa; Chordata; Actinopteri; Pleuronectiformes; Scophthalmidae
Gene: jak2a
Product: Janus kinase 2a
Exons: 25
Coding region: 328-3726 (1132 amino acids)
Biological process (GO): cell surface receptor signaling pathway via JAK-STAT; cell differentiation; peptidyl-tyrosine phosphorylation
Cellular component (GO): cytosol; cytoskeleton; membrane
Molecular function (GO): ATP binding; non-membrane spanning protein tyrosine kinase activity; cytokine receptor binding
Source: RefSeq, a predicted model, not a curated record
AGGCGCGAGGGGGGGGGGGAUGUGACGACCGACGGAAUGGCAGUUGACGAGGGGCGAGCGACAGAGCGACUGGACUUUUUUUGUUGACGGCUAACGUGUGUGAGCCGUCGGCUCUGCGGCUGUAGCUCCCGGCUAGCUAACUCCGCGAGUCCGCCCCGGGCGGAAAAGUCGAGCAGCGCCCCAGAAGACAACAGGCAGAGGUAUCUGGAGUCACUGGUUCAUUCCCAUCCCUACCUUCUGGUGCAGCGAUGCAAGGGAGCACAGCUGCACAUGACACAAAUUCUUAACAACAUAAAUACAUAGGUGAAUGUUUGUUUCAGGCAGCACAUGGCCUGUAUCAUGCUGACAGAAAUGGACCCGCCCACCUCUGUUCCCACAGCAAACCACAAUGGCCCCCGGCCGGACCUCAACCCUGCCGCGGCACUCGACCCCAAGCAGGACGUGGACGCCACAUGUCUCACUGUCCACCUUUACUACCUGGGGAAGGCUGGAGGGGGGGAUGCGGCCACACGCUCGGAAAGUGUGCUCACGUUUCCUCCCGGGGAGUACGUAGUGGAGGAACUCUGCAUUGCCUCAGCGAAAGCUUGUGGGAUUGCUCCAGUGUACUGCAACUUGUUUGGCCUGAUGAGGGAAAGUGACCGGAUAUGGUUCCCUCCCAAUCACAUAUUUAAACUCAACCAGUCAGCCAGUGAAAACCUGCACUUCCGAAUAAGAUACUAUUUUCCUGGCUGGUAUAACAACAGUUCGUUUGAUGCCCAUCGCUACGGUGUGUCCAAGGGGAUGGAGACCCCGGUGAUGGAUGAUUGUGUAAUGACAUACCUGUUUUUCCAGUGGCGUAGUGACUUUCUCGGUGGCUGGGUUCAAAUCCCGGUGAGCCACGAGUCCCAGGAGGAGUGUCUGGGCAUGGCGGUGCUGGACAUGAUGAGGCUUGCUAAAGAGAGCGGUCAGUCACCUGUGGACAUCUGUAAUGACACCAGCUACAAAUCAUUCCUGCCGCAAUGCAUGCGGAGCCGCAUCCAGGAGUACAACAUCUUUACUCGGAAGAGGAUCCGCUAUCGCUUCAAGAAGUUCGUCCAGCAGUUCAGCGAGUGCAAGGCCACGGUGUGUAACCUCAAGCUCAAAUACCUGAUGAACCUGGAGACGCUGCUGCCGCCCCUCUUCUCCGAGCGCUUUCAGGUCACCGACCUCUCUGCGCGCGAGGUGACCAUCGUCGUCAUGGGCAACAAGGGCAUCCAGCAGUCGAAAGGGAAAUUGGAAGAGGGGGAAAAUGAGGAGUUACAGACAUACUGUGACUUCCCAGAGGUGAUUGACAUCAGCAUAAAACAGUCUAAUAAGGAAGGCUCUGCAGAGAGUCGCAUAGUUACCAUCACCAGACAGGACAGCAAGUUCCUGGAACUGGAGUUUCAUUCCCCAGCAGAAGCUCUGUCAUUUGUAUCAGUCGUUGACGGAUAUUACAGACUCGUCGCCGAUGCCCAUCACUACCUGUGCAAAGAGGUGGCUCCACCAAGACUUCUGGAGUGCAUUCAGAGCUACUACCACGGCCCCGUGUCGAUGGAGUUUACGAUUAGUAAGCUGCGUCGCUCUGGCAACCACCAAGGCCUGUACAUCCUCCGCUGCAGCCCGAGAGACUACGACAAAUACUUCAUGUCCUUUGUCGUGGGGUACGAAACAAUGGUGGACUACAAGCACUGUCAGAUCAAGAAGGUGGAGUCGGGAGAAUACAUUCUGAGUGGAGCCAAGAGGAGCUUCGGCUCGCUGAGGGAACUCCUGCACUGCUAUCAGAAGGAGGCGCUGCGCACAGACGGGUACACGUUUCAGCUGACCAGGUGCUGCCCACCAAGUCCCAAUGAUAAAUCCAACCUUCUGGUGUGUAGAAAUAACCAAGGGCCGGAGGUUCCUCUCUCCCCCUCCCUCCACAAACACGUCAGCCAGAUGGUCUUCCACAAGAUCCGCAAAGAGGACCUCGCCAUCAAUGAGAGUCUGGGCCAAGGAACUUUCACCAAGAUCUUCUGCGGUGUGAGGAAAGAGCUGGGAGACUACGGAGAGAUGCACCAGAUGGACGUCGUCAUCAAGAUCCUGGACAAGGCCCAUCGCAGUUAUUCCGAGUCGUUCUUUGAAGCAGCCAGCAUGAUGAGCCAGCUCUCCCACAAGCACUUAGUCCUCAACUACGGCGUGUGUGUUUGUGGCGAUGAGAACAUGAUGGUGCAGGAGUACGGUAAAUUUGGUUCCCUGGACACCUACCUGAAGAAGAAUAAAAGCUGUGUCAACAUCACAUGGAAGCUAGAGGUGGCCAAGCAGCUGGCCUGGGCCAUGCACUACCUGGAGGAUAAGAAUCUCAUUCACGGAAACGUCUGCGCCAAGAACGUUCUCCUGAUCAGAGAGGAGGAUCGGAGGACGGGCAGCCUGCCCUUCAUCAAGCUCAGUGACCCUGGUAUCAGCAUCACUGUGCUGCCCAGAGAAGUGCUGGUAGAGCGUAUCCCGUGGGUUCCCCCCGAGUGCGUCGAAACCCCCCAGAACCUGAGUUUAGCCACAGACAAGUGGGGCUUCGGGACGACCCUGUGGGAGAUCUGCAGUGGUGGAGACAAACCGCUCAGCACUCUGGACUGCUCCAAGAAGAACUUGUUCUAUGAGGACAGGCACCAGCUGCCAGCUCCCAAAUGGACGGAGCUGGCCAACUUGAUAAACAGCUGCAUGGACUACGAGCCCUCACACCGGCCGUCCUUCAGAGCAAUCAUCAGAGAUCUCAACAGCCUCUUCACGCCAGACUACGAGCUGCUGGUGGAGAGCGACAUGUUGCCCAACAGGACGAGAGGCAUCGGCUUCCCGUGGGCCUCUGAGAGCCAGGAGCCCGCCCAGUUUGAGGAAAGGCACCUCAUCUUCCUCAAGCAGCUGGGCAAAGGAAACUUUGGCAGCGUGGAGAUGUGCAGGUACGACCCGCUGCAGGACAGCACAGGGGAGGUGGUGGCGGUGAAGAAGCUGCAGCACAGCACGGCCGAGCACAUCAGGGACUUUGAGCGGGAGAUCGAGAUCCUCAAAUCCCUCCAGCACGAAAACAUCGUCAAAUACAAAGGCGUCUGCUACAGCGCAGGACGGAGGAACCUGCGGCUGAUCAUGGAGUACCUCCCCUUCGGCAGCUUGAGAGAUUACCUCAUCAAACACAAGGACCACUUUGAUUCCAAGAAACUGCUGCACUACGCAUCGCAGAUUUGCAAGGGCAUGGACUACCUGGCCACGAAGCGUUACAUCCACAGAGACCUGGCCACGAGGAACAUCCUGGUGGAGAGCGAGAUGAGGGUGAAAAUCGGUGACUUCGGCCUGACCAAGGUUCUGCCGCAGAACAAAGAGUACUACACAGUCCGAGAGCCCGGGGAAAGCCCCAUCUUUUGGUAUGCUCCAGAGUCUCUGACAGAGAGCAAGUUCUCUGUGGCAUCAGACGUUUGGAGUUUCGGAGUCGUCCUCUACGAACUCUUCACUUACAGCGACAAGAGCUGCAGCCCACCAGCAGUUUUUAUGGAAAAGAUGGGGAAUGAAAAGCAGGGUCAGAUGAUUGUCUACCAUCUGAUGGACCUGCUGAAACAAGGAUACAGGUUGCCUGCUCCUGACAAUUGUCCAAAGGAGUUUCACAAAAUCAUGGCCGAGUGCUGGAGCAGUGACCCGGGACUGCGACCUACUUUCAAGACAUUAAUCCACAGUGUGGAGAUUGUACGAGACAGCAAGGAAGCGUGAGCGGCGUUCAUCCCCCCGAACCUUUCACCUUGAGGCGUUAAACUCCUGGGGAAUCAGCCGUUACGGAACUCAAUGGAACAAUGAAUGUCUCUGUAACGUCUGGAUCUACUGCGGCAGCGCCACCACUCGUCUGAGCCGGUCUUCUUGUUUGUUUUUUUUCUUUUUGGUGCAUCUACCUACCGGUCAAUAAAUUAACUGGCAAUUAACAUUUACUUCAAUGAAAAAACAUCCACUUUCUUAGCUUCUUCUUUCUGGGGCCACAUGAAAUAUACAAAUGAUCAGAUUACUACACUACACCUGAAUCAGACAUCAGGCAGCAGAUCAUUUGUGAUGCCUUCAAGAACAUUUUCUAUGUGUUUGUUAACGUGUAUUAUUUGACGGCACUCACUGAGUGGACAAAGGAAAUACUUUUAUAAAUCAAAUAUUUUCUGUAUUUUUAGCCUUAAAUUGAAUCAGUGCCAAAAAUGUAUAAAAGCAGCAUUUUGUUGAAAUCUCUGUGCUUUGAUUUUUUGUUGUUGUUGUAAAAUGAGCAGCGACUUUUUGUGCUUAACCAAAGAGACCGUGGGAUAUUUUGACAGACUGUUAAAACAUCUGAUGCCACCUGAAACCAGACAUUUUAUAGAUCGAGUUUGAAGUUUUAACCGUUACAAGGCUCCACUCGAGAUAGAUAAUGUGCAAAGUGCGUGUUGAAAGUAAAGAAGCGAGGGUGCUCGUGCUUCUCCGCAGUAGUUUGUUGCUGUAUAACGUGGUUUCAUCACAAUCAAAGAUGUCGAAGCGCUCGUGUGGUUGGAGAGUAUAAAGUUGUGAUUUGCAUUGUCAACCACAAAUUUAUCAGUGGUCACAAGAUUCUUUUUCUUUUCUUUAAAUGUUGAACUUUGCCUCCCGAACGUCAUGGAACAGGAAGUUGUGCGAUUUGGGUUUAGCUUGUGAGAGGAAACUGAGAUUUGUAUGACAGGGGUCCUCUUGUGAUUUUAAUUUUUAAGCAUAAAAAAAGACAAAAAAUUUCUACCCAGGGGUUAUUUCAGUCCAUGAAAGAUUGUGAAGAAUGAGUCACUGUUGAGAGCAAAGUGAGUCUGACGACUCCUCUGGGUGCGAUUCACACUGAGGUUCUGCCCGUCGGGAAUAUUUCCUACAUGUCGAGUCUGUUGUGAAUGAGACUUUUUGUUUUGCUUUGACUUAAGAUCAUCAGUUUGUGUGUUUUCUUUGCAUUAAUCGUUUCAUUUUACUCGUACAGUUUUUACUGUGAUGUGUGUUUGGCUGAGUAACAAAUUAGUAUCUUGUUAAAUAUAUGUUGUUGUUUUUUUUUUAAAUCCAAAAACAAAACAGAAAAACAGGAUUUUGAAGAGAUGAAAUUGUUUUUUUAUUCUUUACGUGUAUUUAAGUUUGACUUUGUUGCUGUGUGAACGAAGUGAAGCCUGGUUCUGUCUUCUCAUUGCAACACGCAGCUGCUUUUAUCAUAUGUAUGUGUGUAGAUAGAUGUAAAUAUCAAUAUGGAUGUGUAGUAUUUCCCCAGAGUGUUUAUACUUUUAUUAAACAAAAGAUACCGCAGUG